This is a messenger RNA of Triticum aestivum (bread wheat), 399 nucleotides long. RefSeq lists its product as uncharacterized. NCBI's taxonomy places the organism in Eukaryota, Viridiplantae, Streptophyta, Magnoliopsida, Poales, Poaceae. The record is from RefSeq and is a predicted model, not a curated record. The transcript is spliced from 2 exons. The coding region runs from base 42 to 383 and encodes 113 amino acids.
CUUGCAUCUCUCUCCCUCGCGCCGCUCCUCUCUUCCCCUCGAUGAACCGAGCCGCCGUCGCCACUGCCUCGACGCCGGCGUGGCCACCGUGGCCUUCUCGCCGCCCCGACCUGUCCAGGGGGAUCGCUGCCCUCUCCUCCGUCACCUGCGCCCCUGGAUUGGAGCUGACGAGCUGCCUCGACACCGCCCGCUUCUUCCUCUCCCUCGGACCACCGCCGGCGAGCUCCGUCGAAUUCGUCGCCCCGGCAGCUCCUAAGCCCCCGUCGGCCGCCGUGUGCCACUCGGUUGGAGCCCAGGAGCCAGACGCCACUGUCGAUGACGACUACUACUACUCGGGAGGUGCCUACUACUACAUGCAGCUCGCUGGCGACGACCGGGAGUAGUUUAGGAGGAUCCCAG